Molecule: messenger RNA, 2208 nt
Organism: Ruditapes philippinarum (Manila clam)
Lineage: Eukaryota; Metazoa; Mollusca; Bivalvia; Venerida; Veneridae
Exons: 7
Coding region: 290-1882 (530 amino acids)
Source: RefSeq, a predicted model, not a curated record
GAUCAUUUUAAGUGAGACUAAUAUUAAAAGUGGGUACGGAUUAAUCUAUCUACUUUAAAGUCUUGAUAAAACAUAAGUGUAUAAAUUUCGCGAUAAUCCCCUAGGAUUAGUUUUUAUUCAAACGGUAUAAGCUCCUUACAGCCGACAUGUUUGUUGACCGGUGGAAUUUCGGUUGAAUCGAGACCAAUCGAUCAAGUCAGUCUGCUUGAUUAACAAUCGAAAAUCAAGUCAAUAAUGAGCAGAAAUUAGAUAAAAUAUCAAAUUCUAUCGGAUCUUAUUCGAUUAAGCCAUGACAACGGAGAACAAAACGAAAGGCGGAGGAAGAUGGACCUCUCUGCAGACCAUGGGUCAGCACGAGAAAGACCCGGAACCAGAUUUCAAUGACUGUCUCAUGAAAGUAUUCCGUCAAAAACUGCAACGAAAGCGUCAGGAACACGCUUGCAAGACAGCCAAUCAGCUAAUUAAGCAGGUCACUGAUAUUGCCUUUUCAUUGAGCACUGAGUGGAAGGAAUACACGACUUGCUCUGUGAAAAGCGGGGGAGUUAGAACAACACCUUUGCGCACUCUUGGUGAAGGGAGUUAUGAGUGCAUGGUGCCAUUAAAACGACCAAUGAGACUGGACGGAUUUAAGGUGUUUCAGCGCGGCAUUGAUGAGAUGCCCCUACAUCGUUGCUUAAUUCAAGUGAACCCAGCUUUGUGUAAACAAGAACAGCAUCUUGUAAACAGAGAGUGGGAACCAUUCAUAGAUAACGACGGCUUCCUUAGGCCUACAGGAAUACUUAACUGGUUUAACAGGGGUUUACAUAAAGCUUGCCAGGUUCUGUUAACGGAGAAUCAUAACGUAGAUAAGCUCGGAUGUUACGUAGGUGAUGACGGUACAGCCACCAUACAUGCAACUAUGUCGGACUUUGAUGGAGAUGAACUGCAGAUCAACGUUUUUAACGUGAAUAUAUACCCAGUAUUCGCACUAGACAGAUUACCAUCGAGUGUGAAACUGAGUGCUCCGUUACCGUGCUACGGUGAUUACAUACAGGGACAGAAAGAAUUUAGAAACCUUGUACUCAAAGAUCUUGAAGAUGGUAAACCGAUCGCCUUCCUCGAUCCAAAAUCAGACGUCGGGCAUAGUCUUGUGAAGAAGUGUUUACCAAAAGAUGGUCCAACUUGGAAAAUCAAUAUCAGUUUAACCGAAUACCACGUGUACAGUUUGAUCGACAAGUACUGUCGAGGUCUGAAAUUUCGCCAUGUUUUGAUUCUAAUGAGUAUACUCCGUGAAGAGCAUCCGAAAAAACUGGGGUCUCUCAAUAACGAAAUCCUAGUGAACACCCUGUUUAACGUCUCUCAACGUUACAUAGAUAAGAUUCGUGACAAGAAAGUUUGGAUAUUUCAGGUUAUUCAAACACUGAUAGACUAUCUUGAACAAGGUUUCUUGCCGUCAUUCUACCUGCCCAGACAGGAUCUUCUCCAUACAUAUGGAAUUUCUAAAGAAAAACAAAACAUCGCUUGUGAAACUCUGAAAGCAUUCUUGUCAGAAAUUAAAAGCAGCUCGAAAAACUUAAUGAAACACACUGGUUAUGUUGAUCCUUUUAAAAUGUCACUGCAAGAGGCGAUGAAAAUGAGAACAGAUACGAGAGACGGUCGUGACGACUCUGAAAAUGUUCCAAAUACACAGGGGGAAGAUGGUGUUCCAAAAACGAAUGAAGACCGCAAAAUGUCAAGUAAGGGUCAAGAAAAAGACUUUACCGACGACGGUCCAGUUGAAGAUACGGACCGUAUCGGUGAAUUACCGAGAAGUGCUGGUUUUAGAAAUUGGGAGAAUAAUUUUGAAGACGAAAGCGGCAUAAGUAAGCCAAGUAAAGGCGGAGAAAGAAGUGACAUAUUUUAAAAACUGAAUUAACUAAAUAAAUGAAUUUCCAAUCCAGUUUAAUUAUUGAUUGCCACAAAAGGCAUGGAUGAAAAAAAUUAUGAGAACAAGUGGUCAAUAUUUUUUGUUAAAGAGUACCUGUCAAUCAGUACAAAUGAUAUUUCUGGAAAGAAACAAAUGUAAUGUCCACCAUAUUUGACUUUCUCCUUUAGGAUUGUUUAUCUGAAGGAAAACAAUCAAUAAAAAUGUGCUGGACAGUCGUUGUAAAAGAAUGAUUUUGUUAUUGGUGAUUUUUUGAUAGCAUUGGUUUUUAAUAAUAACUUCUGUAUUCCAUCCGACAACAUAUU